Tetrahymena thermophila SB210 is the source of this 4146-nucleotide messenger RNA. RefSeq lists its product as hypothetical. The transcript is spliced from 8 exons. Lineage: Eukaryota; Ciliophora; Oligohymenophorea; Hymenostomatida; Tetrahymenidae. The record is from RefSeq and is a predicted model, not a curated record.
AUUAAAAAAUAAACAAUUAAUAUAGAAAUCCCUGAUUGGAAUAUAGUCAGAAUGAUAUAGCUUUUAAAGAAAAGAAGAAGUUAAUGGUUUUUUGAAAGCAGCUAAGAGUUUACUGAGCAGGAAAUUCAUGUUAGAUAAGAAAUUCUCUCUAAACAAGAAUAAAAGAACAUGGAAUUUUGGUAGAAAUGCAAAGAACUUAAAAAAAGGCCUCACCUUUUUUAAACAGAAAAAAAAAUAGACUUAGAUCACUACUAAGAAAAAGAUUUUGAUGAGAAAGAUGUCAUAGUUAUCCCAAUAUCAACAAAGAAGAACAAUUUAAUAAUCAAUUUAGAAGACUCUCCAAUAAGGCAUGAGGAUCACCAACUAGUAGUUUUAGAGGACAUUAAUGAUUGUAUAGAUAUCAGCCAAGAUAAUAUAGUACCGAACUUCUAAAUUGAAAGAGCUAAUGGAAAUUUAUUGAAUAUAUAAAUUGAAAAAGACAACGAAAUUACAAGUGAAAAAAUGAUCAAUGACACAUUUUAAGCUGUCAAAGAUAAUCAUGAAGAGUCGAAAGUAAAUGAAGAUAUUAAUGCUAGUUAAGACACUACUAUAUUCAACAGAACACUUGUCUAAUAAUUCAUUAAUGAGAGAAAGUAAGCCAUUACCGAAAAUUAGGUAGCUAUAGAAGAAAAUAUCGACAAGACAAAAGAAGCAACUACUGAAACAAAUUUUAACCUUUAAACAGAAAAAUAAGUUCAAAUAUAACAUCAAAUCAAUGAAAACUAGAUGUAGGAUAUUUCAUUUAAUUAAGGUAAAGCAGUUGUUAGCGUUUCAUCAAGUAAUAAUCUAUCUGAAAAUUAAAAAAUUUAAAGACCAAUUGUAAUAGAAGAAGAUAAGAUUAAUGAGGAGUAGAAUAAAUUGGAUGAUGAAUGUUAAGAAGAUUAAGCCAACUGGAUCUGGCUUCCUUUGAAGGCUCCAUAAUAAAUUCCUAUAUCUUACUUUGCCGAUUGGAAAUUUAAAGGUUAGGAUAAAGUUAAUUUGGAGUAUGGAAAAAAUUAUGAUGCCUCUACUAUAUUUAGGAUGCUAUUUACUCAGCCUUUAUACACUCACAUUAUUUAAAAUAUUUACAAAAAAUUUAACAAGAGAAUAACUAAGAGAAAUAUUUUCAAAGAUCCAAUUGAAAUAAACUCUUAUGACAUAGAUGCAUACAUAUCACUUUUACUCCAUUCUCAAUGUUUACAGCAUCCUAACUUAAUCAAUACCAUAAAUAAGAUAAAUUAAGACAUGGAUCAUCACAUUUUAGAGUUUAUUUAAAAUAACUUCUCAGUAGGAGCUAAAGUUUAAGAUGAAAAUGGCUGUUUUAAUGAAAUUGCAAAGAUUGAAUAGUUUAUUUCUAUGGUUAACUAAAGGUUAAAGUAACUAGUUUAACCAAAAGAGUAUCUAUAAUUGUUACAUAAAACUAUAGAAGGUAACUAUUUUAAAAGCAACUCUCAAUAUUUUUUGGAUGAAUUCAGAUUGUAUGACUAUAGUAACUCGUUUAUCGUUGAUGUUUAAUUUGAUAAAAGUACUCCAGAAUUGAAAAAGUCUUAAGAUUAUGUUUAGAAAUUAAUGAGGGUGUAAGCGAAUGUGCUUGAUAAUUAUAAAGGUAAAGGUCAUAAAGUUGUUAUUCAAAAUCAGCUAUUUGAUGCUGAUAUCCUUCGUAGUUUGAGACACUAAAACAUUGGUGUUGUUACCAGAUCUCAUAUAGAAAAUAUUUAAUUUACACCAAAAUAAUUGAAAAUUAUUUCUGAAAAUAAAUUAUUCAAAAAUUUUUUCUUUAUUUAUGAAAGAGAAGUAUAGGCAGUUAUAACACCAUAUUCUUUUUCUCAUAAAUACGCAUUUAUUUCUAAUUUUUUAGGUCUUGAAGAUACAAAAGAUUUAGCAAAUCCUAAAAUGCAACAAAUUUAUUCUGAAAAAGGAGUUGUACUAGAUUACAAGGAUAUUAAUCCUAGAGAUGUUGAAGGAGUUAAGUGGGAUUAAUUAGUCUUCUUGCGUGUACUCGAUGUUAUUGUAAAAAAUACCCACUCUUUGUACCAGUACAUUAAUAACGAUUCUAAGAUUACAAAGGAGUAAAUCAUAAAAGAUCUUAAGAAACAAUUUCUAUAAUCUUACUAAGCUCAUAGAGAGCUCUAGCACAAAAUAUGUAUUGAAAAGAUAUCAACAUCUAAGGAUUUUAGGGUUCACUUUUGGGAAGAAAAUUAAGGAGGUAAGAAAUAAGAGUGUAUAGUGUGCCACACAAAAACUAGAAAUUAUUGUAUUCAAUGCAGCGAAAAAAAGAAGUAAAUUAUUGGAUUUUGUGGAAACUCUAACUGUCUGCAAAAGCAUAAUGAGCUACCUGCUAAAUUGCUCAAUUAAUAAUUUUAAUCUGUUGAUGUUGAUAAAAAGAAAAAUCAAUAUGAUAGGCCAUAUGAAAGUGCUUCAGAAAGCGGAGGAGGAUUUAAAAGUAAACUCGGAUUCCGUCCUUUCGAUUCUAAUAAAGACUAGAGUUCUUUUAAAUCUUCUUCAAUGAAACGACUCGAUGGUUAUUAGAGCGAGGCCGUCUCAAGUAUAAAAUCGAAAAACUUUUCUAUUUACUAGCACGAUGAUGGAUUUAAGUCAGAUGCUGGUACAUCGUUUAAUAUUUUCUCUCACAAAAAGAAGAACAAUGAAAGUUAAACGUUUAAAACUAUUCAGUAGUUAGCAAAAGAACAUGACAGCUAAUUUAAUUCUUCUAAAAAUAUUCGUUCUUAUAAUAAUGAAAAUAGUUCACUUGCAGAUGAAAUAAUCAACGUUUACCAAAAGAAAAAGACAGCAAGUUCGAAUAACCUUGAUAAGAAUUCACAAGAAACUCAAUUACCUACAAAAGAUGCUUCUAAUUAGCUAAGAGAGGAAGAUAAAAAUUAUGCAUCUGGAAGUGAAAAAGUUCCUCUUAAAUUAAGAGAUUUUGCUCAAUUAAAGUCAAAAGGAAGUUUAUCCGAUAUUGAAGGCCAAUCUAAUAAUAGAAAUUAAGAUAACUAAGGUAGAGGGGAAACCAAAAAUAACUAAGAGAAAAAAAAGAGGCAAAGCAAAGUACCAUGGUAUAACACAGAGAUGGAAGAAGAGGAGGAUCGUAAAUUUAAGGAGUAGGAUCGCAGAAAUGCUUAGCAAAUAUUAUAAAACCCAAAAGUUAGAGAAAUACUUUUUGAAAGUGAUAACACUAAGAGAAGUUUAGCAAAAAAACUUGAAAAAAAUUAAAAAAUGGCAAUUGAGUCUAAAUUAUAAGAAAAAGAAAGGAAGACUGAUUCCAAUAAAUAGCAACAAUAGUUUAGCAAUACUCAUCAUUAAUCUAAAAAGUAAGUAUUUUAAUUUGAGCAAGAAGACCAUGAAAAUUAAAUCGAAAAAGAAAAAAAUUCUUUUGGAGGAAAAAAUCAGAAUUUCCCAGAACAAAAAACUAAAAGCGAAGUCCCCAAUAUUUUGCAAUAAUCGUAAUCAUUUGGCAUACAAGCAACUCCAACAUUGGGAGAUAACUAGACUGCUUCUUUCUCUGCUCAAAAUCAAUUGAAAGAUAAAAAUAAUUUGAAAGAAACAGCUACACAUGUAGAAAAGAAAAGAUUCUAAUUUGAAGAGGAAGAAGAUGAUGCUCCAGCAGUUUAAAAUAGUAUUUUAUCUUAAGAAAUAAAGCAACUAUCUAAAUCAUAAUAAUCUAUUCAUAAUUCUAUUUAAGAAAGUUAAAAUAAUAAAAUUUUGAACAACUAGGAUUUAGAAAACAGUUUAAAAAUAAGCUCUUAAUAAUCUUUAUCUAAGAAAUUAGAAAAAGAUAAAAGCAACAAUAUAAUUAUUGAUACAUAAUCAAAUUAAUCUUCUGAAUCGAAGGGAAAAAUUGUUUAAAGCCAACAAAAAUUUAAAAGCACAUCCCUUGAAAAAUCUGAAAACUCCCUUUAAGGGAUCAUAAAAAUAUAGAAAGGUAGUUUUUAGAAUAUGGAAGAAGUAUAGAAUGGCUUGUAAAAUAUUGAAAAAGAUAAUCAAAACUAAAAACUAUUAGAAACAUCUAACAUUUCAUCAUAAAUGAGCAAAUAAGAAAUAAUAAAUCAAGAAACUAAGAAGUAAGCUAGAACGAUUAUAAAAGCUCUCCAAUAAACAGGGAACAACUAACUAAUAAGUAAUAAAUGA